Vitrella brassicaformis is the source of this 2212-nucleotide messenger RNA. The record is from the annotation of a GenBank genome assembly. Lineage: Eukaryota; Vitrellaceae.
GGCUUUUUCGGGAUUGCAGGGGGAGAGAUCUGCAAACCUCUUUUUCCCUUUGGCGCUUGCCUGCUGACGUUGCCUCAUACUGCCGGCCAGCAGCACCGAAGAUGCCGCACCCUCCUGCAGAAGCGCAUCAGUUCCCCGAGAAGCGCGAUGCCCUCGGGUGGCGCAAGAAGAUGGCCGUCAUCAUGUAAGGACGGCAAGGCAAGCCAAGGGAGAGAGAGGAGGGGAGGAUAAAAUGCUGCUACGUAUCACAUGCAUGUCUCGUGAUUCUCGUGGCGUGUGUGUGCGUCUGUGUGUGGAUGCAGCCCUUCCACAAACACGAUUGUCGAGCCCGGUGAGCGAAGGCAGCUCAUGCAGCAGCUCAGUGCAGUGCAUGCGCAUCCUCAAUGUAUGUUUCUCUGUUGGCUGUGGCUGUGUGCGCGUGUGGUACCGUAUGGCUCUUUUGUUUGUUCAGAUCUGUAUGACAUGUGUCCGCCCGGCGUGACGGUGCACAUCUCGCGCAUCCACCUGCGAGACCAACGCAUGGGCGACAACAAGGAGAUGGAGCGCCUGCUCGAGCAGAUACGAGAAGGUUAGUGGAUGGGUGGGGAUGGGCACACAGCCAGCCAACCAGACAAACAGAGAACGUUCAUGAGUAUCUAUCGGUUCAGAGAUCAAGUAUGCGGUUGAGCGUGUGAUGACGUGCAAGCCCGACCACAUGGUCAUGGGCAUGUCGGCUGAGACCUUCUGGGGCGGCAUGGAGGGCAACAGGCGAUUCAAGAAGGAAAUCAUCGAGUGGUCCGGGCUCGACGUCGCCACCGGGGCGGAGGCCUGCGAGCGGGCCCUCAAGCUCUUCGGAGCCAAGAAGAUCGGGUCAGCCGCCGCUCACACACACACACACACACACACACACCGCACGAAUCGUCAGACUAUCUAUGGCUCUGUGUGUGUGUGUGUGUGUGUGUGCAGUGUGGUGACGCCCUAUCAGCCGGUGGGCGAUGAGAACGUGAUAAAGUUUUUCAACGAGAUCGGCUUCGAGGUGGCGGCUCUGGAGGGCCUCAAGUGCGCCACGGCGGUGGACAUCGCCCAUGUGCAGGAACACGAGCUGCGCGAGGCACUCAACAAGGUCAACAGUCCUGACGUCGACGCACUCGUACAGGUCGGUCACAACGACAGUCACACACACAAGACAGAAAGACACAGAGAGGACAACUGAUUGAGGGGCAAAUCGUAUCUGUGCGUAUGUAUGUACGGUGGUUGUCAGGUGGGCACGAACCUGAGCAUGGUGCGCUUGGCUGACGAGGCGGAGCGUUGGCUCAAGAAGCCCGUCAUCGCCAUCAACGCCGCCACCUGGUGGAUGGGGCUCCGCGACGCCGGCAUCGACGACAAGAUCUACGGCUGCGGACGACUGCUGCGCGAUUUCUGACUGAGGCAGCUUUCAAGGGCGGCUGACCAAACAGAUGAGAGAGAGAGGCAGUGAUAGGUAUCGCAGGAUCGAUCGCAGGCAGGGUGUCUUUUUUCGGUGGAGAGAGCCGUGACACUUCUGUUGCGUGUGUGUGUGUGUGUGUGUGUGUGUGUGUGAGGGAGCGGGAGAGCGAUGGGCGGAUGGUAUGGUAUGUAUGUGUCCCUCUCUGUGUAAUUGUACGGCCCCAAGUUUUUCCGACCCGGGAACAUUCCUUCCUGGUGUGUAUGUUUCUCGUGGCAAACUCACUCGCCCGCCCGUCUUCCUCCCUGACUUGGCUGUCGUGUCGUGUUUGUGUACUCGCUGCUGCCACAAACCUUUUUGUGUGCGGGUGGGGUGAUGUGGGUGGGGCAGACGAGAGCAAUGAGAGAAGAGAGAAUGAGAGAUGGUGUGCGUUCGUUGACACAGCGAUACUGGGUUGUGUGCGGCUAGAGCUCCUCCUCUGAGCGAUCCUAUUGAGGUAGACCGACUUCGGGUCAGGCUGUGCAAGCGCAGGAUGACCCGUAGUCGCUCUACCUCGGGGAGGUCGAUUGGAGGCGGGACGGCCGACUGACAGAUGGAUGACAGAUGGAUGACACACGGCCUUUUGGACAUUCGCGGCAGGGUUUAGUGCGUGCGUGCGUGCGUGUCACCUGAUCUCCUCGUGGUGACCGACUGUCUGUGUGUGCAUUGCUUGAUGUGCCGCGGACAGACAGACAGACAGACAGAGGAACGAGGACAACACCGUGCACGCAGGCACGCAUGAGUCCAGCCACGCGUCAACGUGCAGAGGGC